Grammomys surdaster is the source of this 5862-nucleotide messenger RNA. RefSeq names its product CAP-Gly domain containing linker protein 1 (gene Clip1). Gene Ontology annotation, biological process: cytoplasmic microtubule organization; positive regulation of microtubule polymerization. NCBI's taxonomy places the organism in Eukaryota, Metazoa, Chordata, Mammalia, Rodentia, Muridae. Gene Ontology annotation, cellular component: microtubule plus-end; nucleus; cytoplasm. The transcript is spliced from 24 exons. Bases 216 to 4391 code for a protein of 1391 amino acids. Gene Ontology annotation, molecular function: microtubule plus-end binding. The record is from RefSeq and is a predicted model, not a curated record.
CUCUUCCCCGCCCCGAGCCGAAGAGCCGGGGAGGCGGGAGGCGGCGGCCGCGGCGGCUGCUGCUGCUGCUGGGAGGCAGGUGACGGCGAGCGGCGGCGUCCCAGGCGAUUUAACCGAGAGACUAAGUUCUCUAUAGAAACACCCACAUUUGUAUGGAUGAUUGGGGAAAGAUAGUGGCAGCAGACAAGGGAUAAGCAUCUUGACCUUCCGAGACAAUGAGUAUGCUAAAGCCCAGCGGGCUGAGGGCCCCCACCAAGCUCCUGAAGCCUGGAAGCACAGCCUUGAAGACACCUGCUGCUGCUGCAGCUCCAGUGGAGAAGACAAUACCCAGUGAAAAAUCCUCGGGCCCUCCAUCCUCCGAGACCCAAGAGGAAUUUGUAGAUGACUUUCGAGUUGGAGAACGUGUUUGGGUGAAUGGGAAUAAACCUGGAUUUAUCCAGUUUCUUGGGGAAACUCAGUUUGCACCAGGCCAGUGGGCUGGGAUUGUUUUAGAUGAACCCAUAGGAAAGAAUGAUGGCUCGGUGGCAGGAGUGCGGUAUUUCCAGUGUGAACCUUUAAAGGGCAUAUUUACCCGACCUUCAAAGCUAACAAGGAAGGUGCAAGCAGAAGAUGAAGCCAACGGCCUGCAGACAGCUCCUGGGAGAGCUGCUUCACCUCUGUCCACUGCGGCAGCCACCAUGGUGUCCUCUUCUCCAGCCACUCCCUCAAACAUUCCCCACAAACCGUCCCAGUCAACGGCAAAAGAAACUUCAGCUACACCUCAAAUUAGCAACCUUACGAAAACCGCCAGUGAGUCAAUCUCCAACCUUUCAGAAGCUGGCUCUGUCAAGAAGGGAGAGCGAGAACUCAAGAUCGGAGAUAGGGUGCUGGUUGGUGGCACUAAGGCUGGUGUAGUCCGGUUCCUUGGAGAGACCGACUUUGCCAAGGGGGAAUGGUGUGGUGUGGAAUUAGACGAGCCUUUGGGGAAGAAUGAUGGUGCUGUUGCCGGAACAAGGUAUUUUCAAUGUCAACCCAAGUAUGGAUUGUUCGCUCCUGUCCACAAAGUGACAAAGAUUGGCUUCCCUUCUACUACCCCAGCCAAAGCUAAAGCCGCUGCUGUGAGGCGGGUGAUGGCCACCACGCCCGCCAGUCUGAAGCGAAGCCCUUCCGCCUCCUCCCUCAGCUCCAUGAGCUCUGUGGCCUCCUCUGUGAGCAGCAAGCCCAGCCGAUCAGGACUAUUGACUGAAACCUCUUCCCGCUACGCCCGCAAGAUCUCGGGCACCACUGCCCUCCAGGAGGCGCUGAAGGAGAAGCAGCAGCACAUUGAACAGCUGCUGGCUGAGCGGGACCUGGAGCGGGCCGAGGUGGCCAAGGCUACCAGCCACGUGGGGGAAAUAGAGCAGGAGCUAGCCCUGGCCCGAGAUGGGCAUGACCAGCAUGUCCUGGAACUAGAGGCCAAGAUGGACCAGCUACGAACCAUGGUAGAAGCUGCUGACAGGGAGAAGGUGGAGCUCCUCAACCAGCUGGAGGAGGAGAAAAGGAAGGUUGAGGACCUUCAGUUCCGAGUUGAAGAAGAAUCAAUUACCAAAGGCGAUCUUGAGGUGGCUACAGUAUCAGAAAAAUCCCGAAUAAUGGAACUAGAAAAGGACCUAGCGUUGAGAGUACAGGAAGUAGCUGAGCUCCGACGAAGGCUAGAGUCCAGUAAACCUCCUGGAGACGUGGAUAUGUCUCUUUCUCUUUUGCAAGAAAUAAGCGCUUUGCAAGAAAAGCUAGAAGCCACACAUACUGACCACCAGAGCGAAAUGACUUCUCUGAAGGACCACUUUGGAGCUCGGGAAGAGGUGUUUCAGAAGGAAAUCAAGGCUCUGCACACUGCCACUGAAAAGCUUUCCAAAGAGAACGAGUCCUUGAGAAGCAAGCUUGACCACGCCAACAAAGAAAACUCAGAUGUGAUAGCUCUGUGGAAGUCUAAACUGGAGACCGCCAUCGCAUCCCACCAGCAGGCAAUGGAGGAGCUGAAGGUGUCCUUUAGCAAAGGGAUCGGAACGGACUCGGCCGAGUUUGCUGAGCUAAAGACACAAAUUGAGAGACUGAGACUAGAUUACCAGCACGAAAUAGAAAGUUUACAGAGUAAACAGGACUCUGAACGGUCUGCUCAUGCUAAAGAGAUGGAGACCAUGAAGGCCAAGCUGAUGAAAAUCAUUAAAGAGAAGGAGGACAGCCUGGAGGCCAUCAAAGCCAGACUGGACAGUGCAGAAGACCAACACCUAGUGGAAAUGGAGGACACGCUAAACAAACUGCAGGAGGCAGAGAUAAAGGUAAAGGAGCUAGAGGUUCUGCAGGCCAAGUACAGUGAACAAACCGAGGUCAUUGGUAAUUUUACAUCCCAGCUCAGUGUUGUUGAAGAAAAGCUCUUGGAUCUUGAUGCACUUCGGAAAGCCAAUUCCGAAGGUAAAUUGGAACUGGAGGCACUUAGACAGCAGCUCGAGGAGGCCGAAAAUCAGAUUAAACAUUUAGAGACUGAAAGGAAUGCUGAAAGUAGCAAGGCUAAUAGCAUUACCAAAGAACUCCAGGGGAAAGAGCUAAUGCUCGCUAGUCUGCAGGACAGUUUGAAUGAAGUCAAUCAAGUGAAGGAGACAUUGGAGAAGGAGCUUCAGACUUUGAAAGAAAAGUUCGCCAGUGCUUCAGAGGAGGCAGACUCUGUUCAGACAAGUAUGCAAGAUACUGUAAAUAAACUGCACCAGAAGGAGGAACAGUUUAACACAUUGUCUUCUGAACUGGAGAAGCUGAGAGAAAAUUUAACAGACAUGGAGGCAAAGUUUAAAGAGAAGGAUGAACGAGAAGAUCAGCUGGUAAAAGCAAAGGAAAAAUUAGAAAAUGACAUUGCAGAAAUAAUGAAGAUGUCAGGAGAUAACUCUUCUCAGCUGACAAAGAUGAACGAUGAGUUACGUCUGAAGGAGAGAUCUGUGGAAGAGCUGCAGCUCAAACUUACAAAGGCUAAUGAAAAUGCAAGUCUUCUGCAGAAAAGUAUUGGGGAAGUAACGCUUAAAGCUGAGCAGAGUCAACAGGAAGCAGCCAAAAAACAUGAGGAAGAAAAGAGAGAAUUGGAGAAAAAAUUGUUGGAACUGGAAAAGAAGAUGGUAACAAGCCACAGCCAGUGUCAGGACCUGAAAGCCAAGUAUGAAAAAGCCAGUUCUGAGACUAAAACAAAGCAUGAAGAAAUCCUGCAGAACCUUCAGAAGAUGCUGGUGGACACAGAGGAUAAACUUAAGGCUGCUCAGGAAGCGAACAGGGACCUGAUGCAGGACAUGGAGGAGCUGAAAACCCAGGCCGACAAAGCCAAAGCUGCUCAGACCGCAGAAGACGCCAUGCAGAUCAUGGAACAGAUGACCAAAGAGAAAACAGAAACACUGGCCUCCUUGGAGGACACCAAGCAAACAAAUGCAAAACUACAGAGUGAAUUGGACACACUUAAGGAAAACAACUUGAGAACUGUGGAAGAGCUGAGUAAGUCAAAGGAGCUUCUGAAUGCCGAGAACCAGAAAAUGGAAGAAUUCAAGAAAGAAAUAGAAACCCUAAAGCAGGCAGCAGCUCAGAAGUCCCAGCAGCUUUCAGCACUGCAAGAAGAGAACAUCAAACUUGCUGAGGAGCUGGGGAGAACGCGGGACGAAGUCACAAGUCAUCAAAAGCUGGAAGAAGAACGAUCUGUCCUCAAUAAUCAGUUGUUAGAAAUGAAAAAGAGAGAAUCUGAGUACAGAAAAGACGCCGAUGAAGAGAAAGCUUCCUUGCAGAAAUCCAUCAGCCUCACCAGUGCCUUACUCACGGAGAAAGACGCAGAACUGGAGAAGCUGAGGAAUGAGGUCACAGUGCUCAGGGGAGAGAACGCCUCCGCCAAGUCCCUGCACUCCGUCGUGCAGACGCUGGAGUCUGACAAAGUGAAGCUGGAGCUCAAGGUCAAGAACUUGGAGCUCCAACUCAAGGAGAACAAGAGGCAGCUCAGCAGCUCCUCAGGUAAUACCGAUGCUCAGGCAGAAGAGGAUGAGAGAGCCCAGGAGAGUCAGAUUGAUUUCCUCAACUCGGUAAUAGUGGACCUUCAAAGGAAGAACCAAGACCUGAAGAUGAAGGUGGAGAUGAUGUCUGAAGCUGCGCUCAACGGCAGCGGGGACGACCUGAACAGCUACGACAGUGAUGACCAGGAGAAGCAGUCCAAGAAGAAACCCCGCCUCUUCUGUGACAUUUGUGACUGCUUUGAUCUCCAUGAUACAGAGGACUGCCCCACUCAGGCACAGAUGUCGGAAGACCCGCCCCAUUCCACUCACCACGGCAGCCGGAGCGAGGAGCGGCCGUACUGUGAGAUCUGUGAGAUGUUUGGGCACUGGGCAACCAACUGCAAUGACGACGAGACCUUCUGAGGAGGCCGGGGGGCGGGGCAGACCCGGGGGGCGGGGCAGACCCGGGCUUCGCAGAUGCUGCCACCUCAGCAGUUCUCCACCAGCAGUGCGUGUACAACUUCCAAGAACUCCUUAUUUUUUGACCCCCUGUCAACAAAUCUCAGAAAGUAUUUUGAUCUUCAACAAACUUCCCUUUCAUUUCCUCUCAUAAGUUAAAAUAAUAAAUAUUUGGUGGUGGGCUUGCACUUCCAUCCUUGUUUUCCGGAUUUUUGAGGUUUGAGACAUUGUACCAGGUGCAGUUACUUUUUGGUCCUAGAGAAACACUCUGGGACAAGCUGGACCCUGGCAGCAUCUUAUUUAAGAAACUUUAAAUUAUGCUGUUAAUUCUCAUAUUUGCACUAAAAUGUAUCUUGGCUACGUCUGUAUAUUUAGGUUGUUGAUGUUAUUGUUAUGCUUUGACACUGGAAUGAGUUGCAAAAGGAAAAAAAAAUGCGCCACUUUGCAAUUUCAUGUCCUUAUUUAAAUACUUUUACUCCUAAAUAUCCAAGCUCUCUGCACUGCCUGCUCUCAGCAGUGCCUUUUCCAGGCUUGACAAUACUUAGGUGUGAUUAUAAAUCAUGAAACAGGUAAAAGGGAAGGGAAAGCCCCAAACUGCUGUGGGGACAUUUUCUAAUCGUAUAUGCUGCACCCAUGGACCGACAGUGGUGUUUUCUUUAUUAGUUUUACAUAAUUUCAACCUCUAUAUAUGUAUAUAUAUUUUUUAAAAAAUCUAUAUUUUGGGAAAAAAGUAUAUACAAUGUGUCUUCUUUUUGGAUUUUUUUACCUUUAUGAAAAGGAAAACACCUAAAAGCUCAUCAGGAUGUGACCGACUGGGCCAGAGAUGGGCUCUGCGGUGUCACAGCCGUUGUCUGUGUCUCCAUGUUGUUUCUUAGCCAGAUCUGAGUAGCUGGAAGAAUGGUCUCCGGCUCUUUGGUUGUGUUUCCCUUCUUUAGCAGAUAACCCCAGCAGCAAACCAAGCCACUCUUAAGACAGCUAAGCUAACUGAUCUACAACCCUCCUUUAUACAUUUGUGGGUUUUGUUUUUUUACUGUAUUUUUAAUGAAUGUAUGAUGAGAAAUUCAACAUGAAUAAUUUUGAAUUUUCUUAUCACAAAAAAGAUAAAACAAAGGACCUCAACCAACUGAAGAGUUUAUCAGCCAGUCUGAGUCUGUUUGUCUUCACUUGAAUGUCUUUGAGGAUUUGUAAAAAGCAAUCACGUGCACCUCCAUGCAGUGUGCAGGAUAAGAACUUCCGUCAUUGUAUAUAAGCCUUUGCCCUGUCCCCCCUUAAGAUUAUCCACUGUGCUUGACGAGUGAACUGUCAACAAAUCUGUUCCCAGUUGGCAUUUUGGGUUAAUAAAACUAUAGGAAUUAUUUCACAAACAAAAUAUGUAAAGCAGUAUUAAAAUCUGAGUUCUGUAUCUACUUUAAUAAAUGUUUCGGGUUCUUUUUUA